This is a messenger RNA of Recurvomyces mirabilis, 1476 nucleotides long. RefSeq lists its product as uncharacterized. The transcript is spliced from 2 exons. Lineage: Eukaryota; Fungi; Ascomycota; Dothideomycetes; Mycosphaerellales; Teratosphaeriaceae. The record is from RefSeq and is a predicted model, not a curated record. Bases 1 to 1476 code for a protein of 491 amino acids.
AUGUCGACGACAUCUUCACCAUCAAGACGUGGUGCCGAUGUGCCUGGCAUUGACACCCAUUUCGACCCCGAGAAACACUCUACAGCUUUAUCGUAUGCGGGCUGUUUGACACCACCUCAAUCAGCACACGAAAGCCGCUGUGGCUCGCUUGCCUAUGGCGCCUUUCCUGACGCCUCGUACAACCAUGGUGUCCCAUUGCCAUGUGUUUCUCAACCUGUCACUCCGAUACAAGCUGUAUCGCCUUGUGCUCAUGAUUUCACGCCGCAGUGGCAUCCGCGUACGUCACCUCAGGCCCAUCAAGCUGUACAGCACGCGGCCGCAUAUCCUGUACAGCAUGUGACUACAGCAUCGUUCGCCACCUGUUUACAACAGGCUGCGUGCAGUAGCGCCACAGAAUAUGGCUUGUCAGAUCAAAUGCUUCUGGACACGGCCUGGCCAGCACCACAGCGAAUGGAAUGGACGUCACAUCAUGACUACAACCACAUACCGGACUACUCGGGCGUAAGCCUCAGCUCGUCUCUCCUACAAAGCCAGACAGGCUUGUCUACUGCUCCUAAUCAUAGUAACUCCAGCUAUGCAGAUGGCACGUACCCUCACGAGACCCUGGACCUGCACACUGCUCAUGCUGCUCACUCAGAUAUCUUCGGGACUUCGUCUGCGCAAGUCGUACAUCCUCAACAAAUCACUGUUGCUCCGUCCAUGCUCACACCAAACGACGGAUAUGUUAUGCAGCCUUACCAAGAAUACAGCAGCCCCAACGGAGCUCGUCAAAGCCUCGCGAGCAGCUUUACCACCAGUUACGGAAGCUUCUCUUUCUCGGAGUACGAUGUACCCACGACCUCCGUAGACACAUAUCCGUACUCUGACGAAGAAUGUGUGCUUGUCAAGGGCGAAUACCUAAGCCCGACACCAGGCAUGUCAAGGACACCAACGAACGAUAGCCGAGCGGCUCGGCGAAGGAGGAGUACAGCGAGAGCUCCCAGGAUUUCCCACGGCCAACGCUAUCAUAGCCACUGGGUUGGUGGUGCUGCAACUGGCAUACGAUGUGAGAUAGUCGGUGAUGCCAACGAUGUCACUUACGACGUCGGUGGGUUAUCCUUUCCAACAUCCAUUGCCAAGCAGAGCAGGAAAAUGCACAGAUGCAAUCACGUUGAUGAUUAUGGCGAGCCAUGCCUGCGAGCCUUUGAGCGGGGAGAACAUCUUAAACGCCACAUGGCUAGCCAUAGUACAGACCGCAAGUAUGAGUGCGGUCUACCAGAAUGCAAGCACCGGAAGGGCAUCAGUCGAGGCGACAACGCUGGAGACCAUUUCCGCACGCACCUUAAGGACACUGAGAAAGGUCGCCGCAAUAAGAAGUUCGAAUGGCCCGAGGUUCGACGAUAUAUCGAGAGAAGCGAAAAGACUAAUUACCAAUUUGACGAAAUGGAUUCGAACGCGAAAGGAGGGCAGCUGCCAACGACAUUAUCUGCUAGAUGA